UCCUGUUCAAUUUCUGGCAAGAGAUCCUUUGCUCCUCUCGCAUCAAUGAAUGUGUUGCUGCAGCAACUGCACGUAAGUUUCCGACCAUGUUUAUCGCAUCCUGGCCUCCUGGAAGGUGCACGGAACACGCUCCGAGACCGUCUCUCAGUUGUCAAUCAUGACAGAUUUCCUCGCUACGGUCCGGUAGGAUGCGCGGCGUUCGAACACCUCCUUACUGUUGAUCCGGGUACCUUCUCCUCGAUUUCUAUGUGUCCCAGCUGUCUCGCUCCUGAUUCAUCUCGUACUCACAUCCCCAUUCUCAGCGUUGCAUUUAGCAUUUAUCCAUUUCACUGGGACGACGUCAAUCCACGCCCCUCAGUACAGAGUACGUCUCAAUGCAUGCUCACUACCGCUGUCACCGUGACACAACUCGUACGCUCAUCAUCCAUCAGCCCCCUCCUCUAUUUGCCCUUGAGAUCCAGCCAAAUUCUCUUCCCGGACAGCCGCUGAUAGACAUAGAGACAGUGUGCAUGAUUCCUACUGAUUCUGGACCCGCGCGCUACCGUUUGGCAGGUGUGGUGUACGCGGGAGAUUUUCACUUCACCUGCCGUGUUGUUACAGGUGCUGACAAAGUCUGGCGCCAUGACGGGCGAGCAACAGGUCGAUCGUGUGAACUGGAAUUUCCCAACCCCCUGCUGUUGAUCUCCUACAUGAACGUGGGCGAGUUGCUACCAUAGUCGUGUACGUUCUGGAUACAUAAGCUAACACAGCUGUGCCCGUUAAUACAUCCUUCUUUUUCCC
This is a messenger RNA of Laetiporus sulphureus 93-53, 780 nucleotides long. RefSeq lists its product as uncharacterized. The coding region runs from base 375 to 716 and encodes 113 amino acids. Lineage: Eukaryota; Fungi; Basidiomycota; Agaricomycetes; Polyporales; Laetiporaceae. The transcript has a single exon. The record is from RefSeq and is a predicted model, not a curated record.